This is a messenger RNA of Hordeum vulgare subsp. vulgare (domesticated barley), 1425 nucleotides long. RefSeq names its product protein PYRICULARIA ORYZAE RESISTANCE 21-like. Gene Ontology annotation, molecular function: metal ion binding. Lineage: Eukaryota; Viridiplantae; Streptophyta; Magnoliopsida; Poales; Poaceae. Bases 215 to 934 code for a protein of 239 amino acids. Gene Ontology annotation, biological process: regulation of defense response to fungus. The transcript has 3 exons. The record is from RefSeq and is a predicted model, not a curated record.
CGCCACUUUUGAGCUUCCAGCUUCUUCUGCCCGGCUUCUUCUUCCCACCGGCAAUUCUGACUCCUCCGGAUGAGCCAGGCGACGCAUAUAUAGCCGCGUAUUCCCACCGUUUCCCCCUCCCCCCUCCCACACCCAUCCAAUUCCCCCACUCCAUCGCCGCUCCUUCCCGGCCCUUCCUCGGCUCCUCGCAUUGCAGGGAGGAGGCUCAAUCAAGAUGCCGACCAUCAUCAUCAAGGUGGACCUGGACUGCGCCCGCUGCCACCGCAAGAUCGAGAGGGUGCUCGACAGGAUCAGAGAGAAGGGCGAGUUCGUCAUCGACGACAUCGAGUACGAUGAGAAGAACAACAAGGUGAUCGUGAAGGGGCCCUUCGACGCGGACAAGCUCUCCGACAAGCUCUGCUGCAAGGCCUGCAAGAUCAUCAAGGAGAUCGAGAUCGUGGAGCCGCCGCCGCCCCCGCCGCCGGAGCCGCCGAAGAAGGAGGAGCCCGCGCCCCCGGCGCCGGAGCCGGAGGUCGUGGUGCCGCCGCCGCCAGCGGUCCUGGAGGUGCCCAAGGCCGAGCCCGAGCCGGAGCCGCCCAAGAGUGAACCGGAGCCGCCCAAGGAGGAGCCGCCGCCCCCGCCCACGCCCAAGAAGGAGGAGCCCACGCCGCCGCCGCCCAAGAUCGUGGAGGUGCCGUACCCGUGGCCGUACCCCUACCCGUACCCGGCGUGGCCGUCGGACUGCUGCUGCUGCCACGGCCACGGCGGCUGCCACUGCUGCUCCUGCAAGCAAGAGCCGGCCCCGGCGCCGGCGCCGGCACCCCCGCCGCCCCAGUACAACAUCUACCCGCAGUACCCGCCGUACCCGCCGUACCCGCAGCAGCCAGCGUACCCGUGCGGCGGCUACAAGAUCGUCUGCGAGGAGGACCCCUCCUACGCCUGCGCCAUCAUGUGAUCGAUCGAUUGGUCAGUACGUGGCGCUACACCCCGCUCCCAUCCCACCACCUCCGCCGUCGCGUCCGCCAUUAAUCCGAUAUGAUCUUCCCGUAUAAGCACCGUACAGAUACGCCGCGCGCGCAUGUAUAGGCUCCCUUCGCGUACAUAUACACGCGCCCCAUAUACACCUACUCUCUACUCUGCUCUACUCCCACUGUUCAUUUCCCCUGUGAUUAGAGGCAGGAAUAAAAUACAUACACCCAACUGCAUUCAUGUACUACGUACGUAUAUACUGCUACUACUGCCCUUAUAAACUAAGGAUGAUCUGAGAUCCAUGAUCAGGGUCUGUCGACUGUCACUCCUCCACUUUUAUCUAAUUAUUUGUAUGUGCUGCUGUGACAUCUUGUCACUUUAAAUUAUGUAUUAUCGUGUACUCUAUGUUGCACCCUGAUCUGAUGGAGUGCCGGGCUUCAUUAUCCUCACCACUCAUAAGCUUUUGCUUUGCUGCGA